AUGUCUGGACGAGGCAAGGGAGGCAAAGGACUGGGGAAAGGAGGCGCCAAGCGUCACCGUAAAGUUCUCCGUGAUAACAUCCAGGGAAUCACCAAACCCGCCAUCCGUCGUCUGGCUCGCCGCGGCGGAGUGAAGCGUAUCUCCGGCUUGAUCUACGAGGAGACCCGCGGCGUCCUGAAGGUGUUCCUGGAGAAUGUCAUCCGUGAUGCCGUCACUUACACCGAGCACGCCAAGAGGAAGACUGUGACCGCCAUGGAUGUUGUCUACGCCCUGAAGAGGCAGGGACGCACUCUGUACGGCUUCGGAGGAUAA
Nerophis lumbriciformis (worm pipefish) is the source of this 312-nucleotide messenger RNA. Its product is annotated as histone H4. The record is from RefSeq and is a predicted model, not a curated record. Gene Ontology annotation, molecular function: structural constituent of chromatin; DNA binding; protein heterodimerization activity. Gene Ontology annotation, cellular component: nucleosome. NCBI's taxonomy places the organism in Eukaryota, Metazoa, Chordata, Actinopteri, Syngnathiformes, Syngnathidae.